Polyodon spathula (Mississippi paddlefish) is the source of this 1592-nucleotide messenger RNA. Its product is annotated as diamine acetyltransferase 1-like. NCBI's taxonomy places the organism in Eukaryota, Metazoa, Chordata, Actinopteri, Acipenseriformes, Polyodontidae. Gene Ontology annotation, molecular function: N-acetyltransferase activity. The coding region runs from base 463 to 978 and encodes 171 amino acids. The transcript is spliced from 6 exons. The record is from RefSeq and is a predicted model, not a curated record.
CACUCCGUUCUCUAUGUUUACUUUAUUAUUUGUACCGUAUAAAAUGGGCAGGAGAAAGAUCGCUUUCCUGAAUGAUAAUUGAUAUGAACUAGCCACCAGCACGCAAGGCCUACAUUGCAAUCAUAAUAAUAAUUGGGAUUAUCAUGGCAGCACAGUAACAGCAGCUCGUAACUACGACGUUAUUCUCAACUCCCCUUAUGAUUGGUGGACCUGGAGCCAAUGUGGCUGCUCCACUGGGAAGCAGCAGCUCAGGAAGAGGAUAAUAAAGGUUGAAGUGGGUCCGGCGGUACGGUCAGACAGGGAGCUCUUCAGCACAAGCUGCAUGCAAGCGUUUUACAUUGGGUCAGGAUCCCAGACUGACUGCGGAGGCUAACCCCCUGGGAAGCGAAUGAAGAAACACGUCUUACUACUAUUCAACUAUAGGGGACUUGUCAGAAAAGGAAAAAAGAGUAAAAGAAGAAAAUGGCCAGUUUUAUAUUACGGAAAGCCGAGCCCAAGGACGUGUCAGACAUACUGCGACUCAUAAAGGAACUUGCUAAAUUUGAAGAAAUGGAAGAUCAAGUUAUAUUAACUGAAAAGGAUCUUCUUGAAGAUGGAUUUGGAGAGCACCCAUUCUACCACUGUGUUGUUGCGGAAGUGCCAAAAGAGCAGCAGUCUUCAGAGGGACACACUGUGGUUGGAUUUGCUAUGUACUACUUCACAUAUGACCCUUGGAUUGGGAAGCUGCUGUACCUGGAGGAUUUCUAUGUAAUGAAAGAAUACAGAGGGUACGGAAUGGGCUCUAAGAUCCUGAAGCAUCUGAGCCAUACUGCGGUGAAGACUCGCUGCAGCAGCAUGCACUUCAUAGUGGCGGAGUGGAACAAGCCGUCCAUCGAGUUCUACAAGCGCCGCGGCGCCUCUGACCUGUCCUCGGAGGAAGGCUGGCGGCUCUUCGAGAUUGACAAGCAGUACCUUGUGAAGAUGUCAUCCAAGGAGUGAGGGCUGGCCGUGCGGAGCAGGGAAUUCAGAUACCUGCAGUUACUCUGCGGGUUCUGGCUUGUAUUGAACCUGAGAGGUUAACAAAACAAGUCUUUGUACUUCUCCAUUUGUUUUUGUUAAUUGUGAUGUAUUUGGCAAAAGGUCUGAUAAAAGCUUUAUUAAAAGUAGUUUGUGACGUCUUAACGCUGCAUCGUUCAGUGGAAGCUUUGCUUUAGUUUCUAUCCCCAUACUGUGCAAGCUCCUGCAAACUGAAUACAAAACACUGGUGUCAGAGGGGAAAAGCAGAACCCGCAAGUGCAGUAAAAAGAAGUAAAAGGUAAAAGGAAGGCGCGGCAGCUAUUUGAUUAAAGGGGAAGUUAACUGCAGUCUGGUCAUUUUAUUUGCCAGAUCGUAUGGUAAUGUGUUCACACACCUCUUUCUUGGUUUUAUUUAUUUUCUGUCUGUAAAACAUGUGUGAUGCAAAGUUUUCUGUUAUAUCUUUACACUCGGACUAAAGUGUUAAAAGUUUGUCAACUUUUUCUGCCGGUGUAUAUUUAAAAAUGUCAUUGUUAGUCAGUAGGCUGUAGUUGAUCGCAAAGAUUUAUUUACUGUAUAUUAUUAAAAGGCUUUACACA